Molecule: messenger RNA, 1133 nt
Organism: Pelobates fuscus (common spadefoot toad)
Lineage: Eukaryota; Metazoa; Chordata; Amphibia; Anura; Pelobatidae
Product: antibacterial protein PR-39-like
Exons: 4
Coding region: 87-569 (160 amino acids)
Biological process (GO): defense response
Cellular component (GO): extracellular region
Source: RefSeq, a predicted model, not a curated record
CACUAACAAGAAUGAGGAAGUUAAAACUCAAAUAAAAGUGGACUUACUCAGAGAGAAACCAGGAUAAUCUGUCGAACGGAGACAAGAUGGGCAAAUGGUGGUCGCUAAAGUUAUUGAUCUCAUUAGGAUGGAUAGUCUACUCCCUUGCCCAACUCCAAGAAAUUCACAUCAAUGAUGACUUAAAUAUUAAAAAGGCAGUGGAGCUUUUCAAUGCCGAAGAAUCAUCCCAGUUCGUGUUUAAACAAAUCAGUUACCUGUCCGACAGCUACCAAAAGGUAGAAGAAGACGUUGGCGUUGUGAAUUUCCUUAUUAAAGAGACCGUGUGCACCAAAUCUGAGCAGUAUAAUAUUGCUGAGUGCAAUUUCAAUCCAUUAGGGGAGAUUAAGAUGUGCACUACCUACGUGUCUGAAGAGCUAGAAUCCAAUAUUGCCUGUACCACCAUCUCAGAAUAUCGGCGCACAAAGCGUGCAUCUAAAAAACGCUGCAAUUUCUUUUGCAAACUGAAAAGUGGAGCAACAAGCACCAUAGCUACAAUCAAGAUUCCGAAACAAUUUUUUAAACGCAAAUGAGCCAAAAUACAUCAUUUAUUUUCAACUAAUUAGAUAAGAUGUAAAACUUACUGACACUUUGGGUGUUAUGUAUAAAUAAUCAUUUUGGGGCUAGUUUCUAAAAGUGGAGCCAUCAACUUUAAGAACUUGUCCAAAAAUUACACUUUAUACAUAACCCCUGUUGAAAUAAUGUAUUGCUAUGGGAAUCCCACUUCUAACACCAUUAUUUACAGAGUAUAUUAGCCAGUCCUGCCUAGUUACUAAAUCCCUUUAUCUAUUGUUUAAGAAAUAAUAUUUCCUUUAGCAGAGAUAAACAAACAGUACUAGUUUGUUAAUGUGUCACAUGUAAUGUAAAUGGUGACUAGUUUAAAUCCAAAUAUUCACGUUUUGGAAACUCUUUACAUGUUCCCAGCUUCGAUUUGUUAACCAAUAUAUAAACAAUAGACAGGCUCUCUGAUACAACUGGCAACACUAUUAUGUUUCAUGUUAUACGAAAGUUAUAUGUAAAAUGCAACUAGUUCUAAGAGCAAUGAUAAAAUUAUCAAUACAAAGCAAAUUUCAACAUUAAAUGGUACAUUUUACACC